AGGUACUUUAGUAUUUGAGCAGGAUGUGAUUGGGCUGAACUGUCAUUUCACACUUUUCAAGCUUUGAGUGUUUGGCUUGGAUUUUUCCCGACUCUACAACCUAUUCAAACAGUGAACUUGUCAUCAUCUGUGUAUUCAGUUUGGAUCAAGCUCCAUUCUUCCAGCACCACAUGGCUUCAGCUUGGCCUGAAGAAGACACCUUUGCCUGCUCAGUAUGUCUGGAUGCCCUGAAAGACCCUGCCACUCUCCCAUGUGGUCACUCAUACUGCUUGGUUUGUAUCCAAAACCACUGGGACAAAGGAGACAGCAAGGGUCAGUACACUUGUCCCCAGUGUAGGCAGGUUUUCAACCCUCGGCCCUCGCUGGCCAAGAGCACGGUGCUUGUUGAGGCCAUGGAGAAGCUGAGGACCAACAGCUUCAAGCAAAGCUCCUUCACAGCGGCCUCCUCAGCUCCAUUAUCAAUGCCCAUCUAUUUGGAAGUCCUACCAGCUAUAGGACCAAGGAAAGGCAGCAUGUACCCACAGCUUCCUUUAGUGGAACCCAGAUUAUGCCCUCAACACAACCGACCCCUGGAUCUGUUUUGCCAUGAAGACAAGGACUGUGUGUGUGAGCUUUGCUGCCAACAUGGACAUAAGGGACACCGUGUGCUCAAGCCACAAGAAGAGAGACAAGAGAGACAGAAAGAGCUCAUUCAGAUGCAGGCAGAGGUUCAGAGAAGAAUCCAACAGACUGAGAGGAAGGUCAAUGAGCUUCCACAUGCUGCUCGUCAACACAAGGCCUUGGUGCAGGCUCUGGAGAAGGAGAGCUCAGAUUUAUUCUCUGAAAUGGUCAAGAACUUGAAUCUAACAGGCACUCAAGCUGGUGAGCUCCUUAGCUCUCAUGAGAGUGCAUUAGGCAGCAGUGUGGAAGGACAAAUCCAGCAACUGGAGCAGGAAGUGGUGCAACUUCGCUGGAAAAGUGAAGAAAUGAGCAGGCUGGCCAACAUGCAGGACCACGUCUGCUUUUUGAAGAAUUUCCUCCUCAUGGAGCCGUUGGGUCAGACAGGCGUGCCAGGAGAGUCGUUGCUAAGUCAGGAUGAGGCUGUUGUUGCUUCCAUCCGCUCUGUCAUUAAAGAACUACAAGACUCUAUGCAGGACCUUUGCAAAGCCACUGUGGCCAAGAUUGCCACGUUAGUGAAUCUUGAUGCAGUGGCUCCAGCACCCAACGGUGUGGCAACAGCAGGUGCAGCACUUGCUAAUAACUCUGAUCAGGCCAAAGCACAAAACACAGUGUAUGAAUCCACAACAAACCCUCCACCUUUGCCACCACCACGACCUCAAGCUGCUGAGCCUUCAAGGUUUAGGUCAUCUGCGAGUCAUAAAGCCACAGCCCCACCUCCACCACUCCUUCCUCCUCCUCGACAGCAAGCAUCUGGAACAACAACAACUGGACUUGUGACUUCAGAGCCAAAAACUAGAGAGGAAAUGCUAAAAUUUCGCUUUGAACCCACCAUGGACCCCAACACGGUGUACCGCCACAUGCAGUUGUCAGAUGAGGGUCAUAAGACCACAAUGCGGGCUGAAAACUUGAACCCACCAGACCAUCCUGAACGUUUCAUCUUCUGGAGACAGGUCCUCUGCAAAGAGCCCCUGGCAGGAAGUCCUUACUACUGGGAGGUGGAGUGGACUGGCCAGAAGAUUACCAUUGGUGUUGCUUACAAGGAGAUGGAGCGUAAGGGUUCGGAUAAUAAAAGCCGCUUGGGCCACAACACCCUGUCCUGGAGCCUGUACUGGUCUGGAACUGGCUUCUCCUUCUGGCACAAUGACCAGGAAAAACUGCUGGGCUCACCUAAGGCGAGAAGGAUUGGUGUCUAUCUAGAUCAGCAUGCAGGGAUUUUGAACUUUUAUCGCAUUGCUAACAAUCAGGCAAUUCUUAUUCAUCAGCACCAGACAGAGUUCAAGGGACCGCUGUACCCAGGAUUCAGAUUAUGGGGAGGAGUAGGGAAUAUGCUGACUGUUUGCAAGUUGGACUGAGCCAAAUAGAAACUAUGUGCUGCUGGUAGUUGAUGUAACCUGCUUGUGUGGCCGAAGGCAUUUGAAAUUUCAUUAAGUCAGUGAAGGUUUUCUUGCUCUGAUUAGGGAUGUAUGCUUUACAAAAUGCUCUUUAUACACCAAACUGCAUUCAUGUCAUGUAAAUCCUCAAAAAUGAAGUAAAUUAAAGUAUAUAUAUAUAUAAAAGCA
Messenger RNA from Melanotaenia boesemani (Boeseman's rainbowfish), 2219 nucleotides. It is a transcript of the gene ftr86, whose product is annotated as finTRIM family, member 86. The transcript is spliced from 11 exons. The record is from RefSeq and is a predicted model, not a curated record. NCBI's taxonomy places the organism in Eukaryota, Metazoa, Chordata, Actinopteri, Atheriniformes, Melanotaeniidae. Gene Ontology annotation, molecular function: protein binding; zinc ion binding. The coding region runs from base 171 to 2012 and encodes 613 amino acids.